Stylonychia lemnae is the source of this 360-nucleotide messenger RNA. Lineage: Eukaryota; Ciliophora; Spirotrichea; Sporadotrichida; Oxytrichidae. The record is from the annotation of a GenBank genome assembly.
AUGGGUUGCACUUCAAUGAAACUAAAGCAUGGCAACAAUAAUGCCCCACAUAUUGUUCUUGUUGAAUAUUCUCCAAGGUAUGAAGAGGAAGCUGUCAGUGCUGCUGAGAAAAUGGAGUACAAGUAUCCCAACUUAUUUCAAUUUGAGAUGAGACGUGAAGCUCUGAUGUCACGCAAGUUAGAAGUAUCAAUUUAUUUCAAUAAAAAUGAGGCAAUUGGCGAACCAGAUGCCAGAGUUCACUCUAAACUAUCUAUUCUAAAAUUCCCAUCGGAUGACUGGAGAAGUUUCUUGUCCAACAUUGAUGCAUCUCUAAGAACUUCAAAAGUUGAAGUUACGAGAGCGCCAUAGCUAGUAUUCUGA